CUUGUGUUUGAACAAGUUUUGUUUUGAUUUAUAUCAUGGCUGGUUGUGAAGUAUUAUUUUGCGUGUUUUUUUUAAUUCAGUGAUCUGCAGCCUAAUUAAAGUUUAAAUUAUUGAAGCACGCAUUUUUAAAUAAGUAAAACGUAAAAUAAAAGUUUUCUAAAGCCAAAAUAUGGAAUUGAAGAGGGUGGAUACAGUAAUACUUCAUUGCACUGUCAAUUAGAAGCACGCAAUAGAAGCUACGCCAACAAUGGUCAACAUCAAGGGCAAAACCAUUGAAUACAUAUUUCAAACCUCAUAUGGCGCGUUAAAGGUACGCAAACUUAUUGGUGUCACUUAUGGUAGCAGUGUUUCGAAGCGAUGGAAUAUGUGCUGCAAGCAAAUCCAGAACUAUGGAUGCAAACGCUGCUACAUGGAACACAAAUCAUUUACACACCAGAUAUCACAAGAAUUGGAACCACAUGGUUUAGGUGAUUUUGUAACCGUUUAUCGUCGCGACGUGUGUCAACUGGGUUUUGCCAAUGAGCUAGAGGGCAAAGCAGAUGCAGUAUUUUUGGACUUACCAGCACCUCAGUUGGCCAUACCAGCAGCUGAAACAUCUUGUAUGUUCAAUUAGGAGGACUUUUUUGAUUCAUUUUCACCUUGUAUUGAGAAAUCACAACGUUGUUGUAUCGCUUUACAAGGACAUGGAUUCACCGAAAUUAGUUCAAUGGAAAUACUACACCAAGAGCAUGGAUGUUAAGACUAGAACGUUGCCAAUGCUAGAUUUAGAAUUCCUGAUACAUAAGAAACCCUCCUCCCAGAAAAUGGACGAAUCUAGUACUAAUGAAAUUAAUGAAAGAACAGAUCUUCCAAAUCUCCUAAAGAAACCAAAAUAGUCCUCACAUAAUGUGCGCAGCUUACACUUCCAGGCCGCUCAGGGUAUUUGACAUUUGCUACUCUUCCUCCAGCCUUUGUCAGAUAGCAAAAAUUGUUCAAAUAUUCAAUACGUUUUACAUAUGUAUAUAGUGUAGUACGAUAAUACAUUUAUAAAGUAAAUAUAAUAAUAAACACCUAAAUGGCAUGAUAUUUUAAAUAAAUAUGAAAUAUAAUUAAUGAUUUUG
This is a messenger RNA of Zeugodacus cucurbitae (melon fly), 1100 nucleotides long. RefSeq lists its product as uncharacterized. The record is from RefSeq and is a predicted model, not a curated record. Gene Ontology annotation, biological process: tRNA methylation. NCBI's taxonomy places the organism in Eukaryota, Metazoa, Arthropoda, Insecta, Diptera, Tephritidae. The transcript is spliced from 4 exons. Gene Ontology annotation, cellular component: tRNA (m1A) methyltransferase complex; nucleus. The coding region runs from base 248 to 613 and encodes 121 amino acids.